AUGUCAAAUCGAUCAGAGUUGUCACAAACAGAGCCAGAAUGUAAAUAUUUGUGGAAAUCUCAACCUUUAAAUCAAGUGGAGGGGAUGUUGAUUCAUAAUUAUGAACAUGACGGCAAAUGUUUAUUUGUUUGUGAUCCUGGAUUGUCAGAAAUUCGAAUUCUGAAUUUAAAAACAGGUGAUGUUCUUGGGUCCAUUAAGACGCAAGAAAAACCCUAUGGUAUUGCUAGCACGAGUCUCGAUGGAGACUUGAUGAUUACAGUAUUCCAUCAAGUUCUCGUUCUACAAAAAAACAAUUCAGGAGAAUAUUUUACCAAAAACAUCAUUGAAAAACCACAUGAAUCAUGUUGUGUCUUUAGUUUUCCUUAUUCUUUGGUUGUUGAUUCAAUUUCACAACAACUCAUGGUUAUGGAUAGCGAUGAAGGAAAAAUACAUGUGCUUUCUCUCAAAGAUGGAACAGAAUUGAUAUGUUUCAAUGGUCCAUCUGACAACGCAUUUUCUGAUUAUUCCUUUUCAUUGAGUUUAAGCGGUGCAUGUCUGAACGAAUAUUCAGGAGAGCUGUUUGUGUGUGAUUUUUAUUCCCAACGUGUGUUGAUUUUUAAAAAUUAG
This is a messenger RNA of Naegleria lovaniensis, 606 nucleotides long. RefSeq lists its product as uncharacterized. The transcript has a single exon. The record is from RefSeq and is a predicted model, not a curated record. Lineage: Eukaryota; Heterolobosea; Eutetramitea; Acrasida; Naegleriidae. Bases 1 to 606 code for a protein of 201 amino acids.